Penicillium atrosanguineum is the source of this 753-nucleotide messenger RNA. Its product is annotated as rhamnogalacturonan acetylesterase RgaE. Gene Ontology annotation, molecular function: hydrolase activity, acting on ester bonds. The transcript has 2 exons. The record is from RefSeq and is a predicted model, not a curated record. The coding region runs from base 1 to 753 and encodes 250 amino acids. Lineage: Eukaryota; Fungi; Ascomycota; Eurotiomycetes; Eurotiales; Aspergillaceae.
AUGAAAUUUACCGUGCUUCUCGCUGCUCUCGUCCCAAGUGCGCUGGGCACGACUAUAUACAUGGCGGGAGACUCCACCAUGGCGAAAGGUGGCACUGGCUCUGGUACCGCAGGAUGGGGUGAAUAUGUAGCACCCUAUACGACAUCGACGGUGUCCAACCAGGCCGUGGCAGGCCGCAGCGCCCGAUCUUAUACACGCGAAGGCCGAUUUAACACAAUUGCAGAAGAGGUGCAGUCGGGGGACUGGGUGAUCAUCGAGUUCGGACACAAUGAUGGCGGUUCGCUGUCAACAUCGGAUAACGGCCGUACCGAUUGCUCCGGCACUGGAAGCGAGACCUGCAGUACAGUCUAUGAUGGCGUCUCCGAGACCGUGCUGACCUUCCCGGCGUAUUUGGCGAACGCAGCCAAUAUGUUCACAGCCAAGGGCGCCAAUGUGCUCAUCUCUAGUCAGACACCCAACAAUCCUUGGGAGACGGGAGCCUUCACCUACACUCCGUCGCGAUUUGUCGCGUAUGCCAAACUGGCCGCCAAGGCUGCGGGCGUUUCAUAUGUCGAUCACGGAGCCUAUGUUGCAAACAUCUUUGAGACUCUAGGGGCAGAUGUCGUCAAUGGUUACUUCCCCCUUGACCAUACCCAUACCAGUGCUGAAGGCGCCCUGGUGGUGGCCCGGUCAUUCUUCAAGGCGGUCGUCUGCGGAGGAGUUGCACUAGAGAGCGCUCUGAACACCACUGAUUUCCUGGGCGAGUGUCUGUAA